AUGAUCACCCCUGUGGUUCGACGCAUUUCAGAAUACUUGGUGAAACCACGUGGUUUAACCCAAGUCUCAAACCAAACAUGCAAUUUAACAUCCUGGGAUAUUGCUAUGUUGUCUAUGCACUAUAUCCAGAAAGGUCUGCUAUUCAAGAAGCCUGCAACCCUACUUGAUGAACAUGCUUUCAUACAAAAUCUGUUGGAGAACCUCAAACACUCUCUUUCUCUUACCCUCUUCCAUUUUUAUCCAUUGUCUGGUCGCCUUGUCACCCACAAAACCCAAAACCCUCCCACUUAUACUGUUUCUGUUGAUUGUAACAACAGCGAUGGAGCUAGAUUCAUUUAUGCAACUCUUGAUAUGACCAUAGCUGAUAUCCUCUCCCCCAUUGAUGUCCCACACAUUGUUCAAUCACUCUUUGACCACCACAAAGCAGUUAACCAUGACGGUCACUCCAUGCCGCUCUUGUCCAUCCAGGUCACUGAACUAGUCGACGGUGUUUUCGUAGGUUGUUCCAUGAAUCACGCUGUCUGUGAUGGCACUUCUUAUUGGAAUUUCAUCAAUACAUGGUCUCAGAUAUUCCAAGCUCAACCCCAAGCCGAUGAAUAUGACGUUCCCAUUCUGCACCAACCUAUUCACAACCGCUGGUUUCCAAGUGAUUGCACUCCACCAAUCAAUCUUCCUUUCAAACAUCAUAACGAGUUCAUCAGCAGGUUUGAAGCACCCUUGCUGAGAGAGAGAUUCUUCCACUUUUCAGCAGAGUCUAUAGCAAAACUGAAAGCAAGGGCAAACUCAGAGUCCAACGAUAGUAAUACCUCCAAAAUCUCUUCAUUCCAGUCAUUAUCAGCACUGGUGUGGAGAUCAAUAACUCGUGCAUGCUCUCUACCGUAUGAACAAAAAACAAGAUGUAGGUUAGCUGCAAACAAUAGAUCAAGAAUGGAACCGCCUCUUCCACACGAAUACUUUGGAAACUCAAUUCAUAAGGUGAGUGCAGAAACGAGAGUUGGGGAAUUACUUGAGAAUGAUCUUGGAUGGGCUGCAUUGAAGUUGCACUCUGCUGUUACAAGGCACAAUGACAGAGAGGUGUUGCAAUCAGUCCAAGAGUGGUUACAGUCUCCGGUGAUCUACCAACUUGGUCAGCCCAUGGAGGCGUUCGUUGUGAUGAUUAGUAGCUCGCCCAGGUUCAACAUGUAUGGGAAUGAGUUUGGAAUGGAGAAAGCAGUGGCAGUUAGAAGUGGGUAUGCCAAUAAAUUUCAUGGGAAGGUGAUAUCAUAUCCAGGACGUGAAGGAGGGGGAAGCAUCGAUUUGGAACUCUGCCUUUUGCCACAUGCAAUGUGCUCUCUCGAAUCAGAUGAGGAGUUUAUGAAUUCUGUUUCAAUUUCCACUACCUUAUACUAGCUACUAUGCUAUAAUCUUCACACUGUUUCGUUCCUGAAUAAGUCAGAUAUUACUUGUAUGGGUUAAAUGAUGUCUUAUGCUAGUUUGCUAAGUUUCCAGUGUUUCACGUUUCAACGUAUGAAAUGUGAUUAUGUGUACGUCGUUUUAUGUUAAAAUUUCUUGGAUUGAUGUCUUGCACUAGUUUA
Molecule: messenger RNA, 1574 nt
Organism: Vigna unguiculata (cowpea)
Lineage: Eukaryota; Viridiplantae; Streptophyta; Magnoliopsida; Fabales; Fabaceae
Product: putative acetyltransferase At3g50280
Source: RefSeq, a predicted model, not a curated record